UGAAAAAAAAGAGGAUCCAGAAAAUGACACACGAUUCACACUUUGUACUGACAUGGAGUACCAUGUCCUCCUCCCCCGCCAGCUUUCCAAAUUACACACAUAUGUGGUUUGGAAAAGCUCAUGAUGAGAGUCUGGCAACAGUGAAAAGAGCAACAAUGAAGGCAUUGGGUUUCCAGAUGAUAAUGCACUGAUUCAGGGGCCGUGAAGAGUUAAAGAGACACCAUCAUCGAGGAGAAUGAGUUUGCCUUCCUGAAACGUUUUACCGAAUAUAAAAGCCCAGGAACAGUAAGGACAGACCAGCAGAAACCCCUCUCUCUUAUAGGGUGCCUUCCACUCCACGUUACUGCCAGUCUUACCUCACUGAUCGCACGAGUAAAAUACUUUUCAAGCUUCCUUCCAGACGGACUUUGAAUUUUGGAAGGACUCGACCUACAUUUUGCCAGUGACUGCAUGCAAGAGUGUACCGCUUUUCAAUCUUCAACUGGGAAUCAUGAAGCUCUGCUCUACACUGAGUCUGAUCAGGUUACUGUGCGCUCUGCAAGGGACAAGUGCAUUUGUUUCAGCAGAUGCCCCCAGCACGCUCCUUUCAUCAAAUUUCAGCGAGAAUGGAUCGUCUUGGACAAAAUACCUGGCACCUGGGAAUGUCCCGAAAGCCAGACGGAGGCGAUACAUCUCGCAGGCUGACAUGUCAGUUAUUCUCGAUUACCACAAUAAGGUUCGAAGUCAAGUCAACCCACCUGCUGCAAACAUGGAGUACAUGGUAUGGGAUGACAACCUGGCAAAGUCUGCUGAGUCUUGGGCUGCUAUGUGUAUCUGGGACCAUGGACCCUCGUACUUACUGCGAUUUCUUGGGCAAAAUCUAUCAGUUCGCUCUGGACGUUAUCGAAAUAUUCUACAACUAGUAAAACCUUGGUAUGAUGAAGUGAAGAGCUAUAGUUUUCCAUAUCCUCGUGAUUGUAACCCCAGGUGUCCCCUGAAAUGUUAUGGACCAGUAUGCACACACUACACUCAGAUGGUUUGGGCAACAUCCAACCGAAUAGGCUGUGCACUCCAUACCUGCCACAAUAUGCAUGUCUGGGGGUCAACAUGGCGACGUGCUAUUUACCUCGUAUGCAACUAUUCUCCAAAGGGAAACUGGAUUGGGGAAGCACCAUAUAAAGUCGGAGUACCAUGCUCAGCCUGCCCACCCAGUUACGGAGGAGUCUGUAGCAACAAUCAGUGCUUUCCACGAGUAACAUCAAACUACUUAUACUGGUUCAAAUGAUUGGUUAGGUUUGCAGAAUAUGUUAGCAGCGCAACGUUAGGAUUCCUCUACAGAGUUACUAGUCAGCUGAAGGAACUUUGCAGAACAUAUUUUCAUUACUAUACCCAUUAUUAUCACUGAAAGUUUUGUCUUAAAAGAUAUCAUCUUACAAAACACUUAAUAUUAUCAUUGUACUGCUUUUAACUUUCACCAAGUUAGCUCUUGUAGAAAUGCAAAAAUUAUUAUAUCAACACAAGGCACUGUAUUUAUGAAGAAAAACAGCAUAAUACUGCAAAAUGUUGCUACUUUUUGAUAUACAGGUGAGAAUAGAAAGCAGUUUAGCACAGGUUUUGUGCAUGGAUAUGGUAUAGUAUUACUGAGAAAAGCUGUUCAUUGAUUAUCCAUAUGGGUAUGCAUAGGUUUGCACCUUGGUUACUGUUAAAAUCUGAGGAUCAGUUAGAUAAGCUAAAGGAUGUGCUUGUAGAAAGCAGUAAUUAUAGCAAAUGAUAAUUUCAUCAUCUCCACUCUGAAUAACUGAGGCAGUCUAGCUAUUAAAGCUUCACAUGGUGCUAAAAACUUUAUUUAAGAAACCUGCUAUUCCAUAAGACACACAGGCUCAAAUCUUCCGGUUUCUGGAUUGUCGGAGACUGGACGUUCGACUGAAGAUGCGCCUCAGGACCCUGUGGAGGUCCUGACACACUGACCAGUGUGGGAAUUGCCCAGGAAGUCUAAACUUAUGAUGGGCAAUUCCCCUGCUCCAUGGAACCCUCCACGAAUGUCUCUGACUGUACUAGAAUCGGAGACUUGGGAUAGAUCUGCGGUACUCACCUGGAUAGUUACCCAGGAAAUGUUGGACAGAUUAAAACCUGGUCUAACUCCUGGGUAAUUCCACAACUAACCGCUCCCCCCCAUCAACCCCAUGAUCCCUUUGACUAAACCCGGCCCACUCAACUUUCCCCAGAUCUGACCCGACUAUCCCCUGGACCACCAGUCUACCUCCCCCCCCACCCACCCCGAUCUGACCCAACUACACCAGAAUUACCUGACUACCCCCCUCCCCCGACUGGACCUGGCUACCACCCAACCAGCCGAAUACCCCCGGACUUGACAUGACCAACCCCUCCCCCCUCAAGACCCAACUAACCCCUGACCAGACAUGACUACACCACCCUGACCGACCCGACUACCCUCUCGACCUAACCUGACUAUUCCCCUGACCACCUCACUGCCCCCGACCCAACUUGACUAACUCCUGACCGCCUGACUACUCCCCCAACCGGACCUGACAGCCACCCUGACCUGAAUAACCUCCCCUGACAUCCCGACUACCCCCCUGAUCUGACCUGACUACCAUCCGAGUAUCCCACUGACUCGGCCUGACUACUUCACCUGGCCCGAUUAACCAGCCCCAAAUGGACCACCCCUCCGGAUCAGACUCGACUACCGCCAGACUAUCCAUUCACCCACCUAACUUUCUACUUACCCAUUUACCCACUUGCUCAGUGCAAUUUGUUCAAAGUUGGCGAACCCAGUGCAAAAGUUUGUGGAAUUUAUGUGCAAAUUUUGUUCAGCACAACUUGAGUUUCUGCAAACUUUUGUGCUGGUUUAAAGACAUUUGUCUGCAAUCAGGCCUUGCCCAUUAAACCAACCAAACCCCUGACUUGAAUUAACGAUCUUAGUGAGUGUCCACCAAUUGCAACCAUCUGUGGACCUUAAAAAAGGCCUAAGAAGUCAGCUUAUCUUAGGCACAAGGGUAUUAAUAGCUCAUUCUAAAAGCUUUCUUUUCCCCCAAUUAACUAUGAAACUAAUUACUGUACAACAACAUAGCUGACAAAUGGUCUGUGAAGUUUCUUAAAAUUCAUUUUCAGAUACUUAAAAUCAGCUUCAUCAUAGAUUUUGGACUGGACACCUAUUAAAAUUCUGUUUUUUGAUUAGCCCAUUUUCAGCUGCAUUAAUGAAACUGCACUCCUAAGUAUAUUGAGGAAUAUUUUUAAAGCAAUUUUUUUUUUAAGUUCCAAAAUGCUGCCUGAUUGUGUUGGUUGAUGGCAGAUUUUGUACUUGUGGAAAUGCAAAUGACUGAGUAGAAACGUGAGAAAAAAGAACACAUGUCAAAACCAGUGCAAUUUUGGGUGCAAUUUGCACCCAGAUCAUUAAUUACGUGUGCUUUAUUGCUGGCUGUGCAAUUCCAGUCCUAAUGAAGCAAACAGAUACUCCUUUUUGGAUGGGAAUUACUGAAAUUGUGCAGUAGUUAUUAAUCUAAAUAGGUGAUGCAAAUUAGUGUGUUUUGUCAAAGUGAGCAUAUUUGUGAUUUUCUGCACAAAUACUCUAUGCAGCUGCAGGAUAUAUCAAAGACCAAGGUAUCACCUUGUGGAAUUGUGAUGAUAAAGCUUGAUACAAUUGUGACAUUAUGGGCCAUACUUUAAAACAAUUUUGUCUCCCUCCAGCUGAGCUACAGAUACCAGGAAGGCCCCUGGUUAGAUCCUCAGUUUGUACUACGUUAGCUGAUCUUCAUAAGGGCAGCAGUUAUACUUAGCUUCAUUAUUACUAGGUAACAGAGGGGAAAGUAGCUGGACGUGUGCAUAUAUGAACCUCAGGUGGGAACAGGAGCAGGUUUAGCUGUUAAGGCUCUUAUCUAUAGAAGAAUAGCUUGACAAUGAUUAUUGGUGAGGCUCAUUCAUAAUUGGCAUCAGGAGGAGAUACAAAUAAACACAUUGAAUUGUUUCCCAGUUGAAAAUCGAUGCUUUCAGGAGAGGAGAAGAAGUUAGCAGAUAAAAUUGAUGAAAUGAAAAUUAAAAACUGCAUGGUAACAGAAAUACCUUUGCUCUACAUUUCCUUCAUGGGAUAAAUCAUUUAAUAUUCUUCCAUUUGCUGCAAUAUCUUGCCUUUGCUGUGCUCCAUGAAAGGGAGAAGAGAAUAACUUAAUACAGUGAAAAUACACUGACAAAGCAAUUUUAAUAUGAAGCUGGCACUGGUACAUUUGUAACCAUUGCACUAUAGAAUCCUUCACUGUUCUGUGGAAUACUGACAAUUUAUAACAGAAACAUGCAGUAACAAAAUCCACUAAUGAGAAUUGGAUUUUGAAGGUCUAGGAAUUUGAUUUUUUUUACUUCCCUGUCUAAAGAAUGAAGAAAACAGCCAUGGUCCCUUGUGUUGCUUCAAGCAAGGUUGUUUCUUAUUUUUCUGGGAUUUUGAUACACUUUGAAAAAUGUUGGAAUCUGCUCAAAUUAGCUUUUUAAUAUUUGCUAGCACAAAUUAGUACCUCACACAUUUGAAUGGAAUAAUUAAAACCAGGCAGGGUGGGUAAGUGGCCGUACACCAUUGGAGAGUAAUUAUUUUGCCAAUUUCAUACUUUGAAGCUACAGAUUGCCAAAAAAUAAUUACUUUGUGAAAUGUUAAGAAUUUUUAGGGGCAGUGAGUGAAAGGAAAUGAAAGUGUUUGCUUGGAAGAGCCUUCACAUCUUUGCCCUGGCUAAUUCACGCUUUUUGUUGAUAUGGUUGGACAUAUUUUUGUUGACAGUCACAGAAUGAGACAUUAUUAUUUACAGGUUUCAUUCAUUAUAUUUCACAGAUACGGUGGGGGGAAUUUUAAGUCCCAAAUCUGCCAACCUGAAACAUGGCUAGAGGCAGUUAGAAUGGAAUAGCGGACUUAACCCUCAACUUCCUGCCCUCGUUCUGCAAGAUCCAAGGUUACCUGCCAAAACUAACAGAUUUCUUUUGUAAAUAUUCAAAUUGGGUUCCAAUGAUGCAAUAUUAACCCUAGGACAGUGUUGCGAAGUCAAACUUGCUGGUAUCAGGAGUUGGGUCAGAUUAGCAGCACCAUUGGUUCUUUUAACAUUUUCUUUCAGCUUCCUUGUGGACCAGGAGGAGCAAAAGUGUGUGGAUUCCACAAGGAAACUUGGGUCUCCCCUAGUCUAGUUUCCCACUCUUGAUCAUGAUCACUUCCGGCCCUCUGGUUUUCGAAGCCCUAAUAUUUUCAAAUUUAAACAGGGCAUCUAAUUAGGAAGCAUAAAGAGGUACAAUUCUAUUUUUAAAUACAAAAUUUAAAACAGAUGCAAGUAGUCAGUAUAGAAAUUUUGAACUAAUCUACCAUUUCACCUAGUUUACACAAAACUUAAAAAUUAGCCUUAAAAUUACGUCAUGUGAUAUCAUAUGAGCAUUUAACGCAUUUGUCUACAAUUCCUUUUCCACUUAAUUUAUUUUAAACACAUUAAUUUCUCAAUUAAAAUAGGAAAAUAAUGUCAGGGUUGAAUAUUACGGGUGAACCGGGGUCAGCGCAAUAGACAAAAUUAAACAAGGUGUAGAACCGAUAGCCGCAUGCGAUACCUCCCUACUUACAUUCUCACCAAAGUUGAAAUUACGCCUGUAUUUGUUAUCCCACUGUAUAACUCCAAAGCAAUAGUCAGAAGUGAGAAAAUAGGUCCCGAUCCAUGUAGCAUUAGUUAACUAACAAAGCUGGGUUCUUUCCUCAACAAAGUAAAUAACCUGGAAAACUGGUACACUUUCCGAAGCAAUAAUAUCAUAUACUGGUUAAUUCUAUUUCAUUUUACAUUGCAUUGAACUGUGCCAAACAUACUCAUAUUGUUGAUUGUGUUUCUAUUUAAAUUACUUUUGAAAGAUUUGUACUUAAACUGCAACCCUGUAUACACAUCAUUCAUCUUGAAAUCCACAAGCUAAUAUAGAUGGAAAAGCUGGUUGUUUUGAUAUUAAAAUAGUGAUCUUGUAUGUCAACUGUUCUCCAUAAGUGGUAAAUAAAAGUUUCUG
Molecule: messenger RNA, 6003 nt
Organism: Carcharodon carcharias (great white shark)
Lineage: Eukaryota; Metazoa; Chordata; Chondrichthyes; Lamniformes; Lamnidae
Product: peptidase inhibitor 15-like
Exons: 6
Coding region: 491-1264 (257 amino acids)
Cellular component (GO): extracellular region
Source: RefSeq, a predicted model, not a curated record